This is a messenger RNA of Hibiscus syriacus, 908 nucleotides long. RefSeq names its product reticulon-like protein B11. The coding region runs from base 105 to 719 and encodes 204 amino acids. The record is from RefSeq and is a predicted model, not a curated record. The transcript has 6 exons. NCBI's taxonomy places the organism in Eukaryota, Viridiplantae, Streptophyta, Magnoliopsida, Malvales, Malvaceae.
UCGAGAUAUUACAAUAACAAUCAUGUCGGUGAUUACAAUGUCCGUUUCCUUUCUUUCCUCUCUAGAAAAAUCAAUUGCAGAAGAAACUAAACCAGCCAUCUCCCAUGGCGAAUUCCCACCUUACUCCUCGCGUAUCAGUUCAUCAAGUUCUUGGUGGUGGCAUGGUUGCCGAUGUGCUGUUGUGGAGAAACUCAUGCAGCGGAGCUUUGAUGCUGCUGUCCUCAUCAACGAUGCUGUGGUACCUUUUCGAAAGAGCAGGUUAUAAUUUCUUGUCUUUCGUGGCCAAUGUACUAUUGCUCCUUCUUGUUAUUCUCUUCCUCUGGGCCAAAUCUGCUUCCCUUCUCAACAGACCUUUACCGACCCUUCCUGAUUUAGAGAUCUCUGAGCAGACUGUUGGAGUGGUUGCUGAUGAAUUACACCUAUGGAUCAAUCAUACAUUAGCUAUUGCACAUGAUAUUGCAAUCGGUAGAGAUUUGAAAUCUUUUCUUAAGGUCGCUGUCGGCUUGUGGUUGGUGUCAUACAUCGGUACUCUCUUCAAGUUCCUCACUCUGGUCUAUAUCGGAGUUAUUCUUAGUCUAUCGGUUCCGGUGGUAUAUGAUAAGUACCAGCACUUCAUCGACGAGAAGCUUCAUGCAACACACAGAAUCAUUCAAAAGCAAUAUAUGAAAAUCGAUGAGUCGGUAUUAAGGAAGAUCCCUUUGCCCUCAAACACGGAAUAGAAGAUGCAAUAGGGGUAUUCAGUGGUUAGGUGUUACUGGGGUGGCACGAGAUUCGGUUUUUGGACGGUGUUCGAGUUAUCGAUCUUUAGGAGUUGAACCAACCUUGAUAAUUUAUACUCCUGGGAAGAUGUAAACUUCUUGUUGAUGUGUUUUUACAUGUUUAUUUGGGUGUAAACAAAGAUUUCUCCA